CACCAGAUUCGAUUACUGAAGUUUCAGAUUUAUCAUUUGUGUAAUAUUUAUACCGACGAGACGGUGACAGAAAGUGUAUCUGGCAAGUGAUUUUGUAUAUAAAUUUGGGAUACACCUGACAAAACUGUGAAUUUCUGCCGGGCAACCGACUCUGCGAAUAUCGAACCCAUCUGUGAUCUAGCCACGAACUGCGCGAUAUGUUGGUGUACGAAGACGAGCAGCACACGGUGUUCGCGUGGAACGCCGUAGACGUCCGCGUCGACGGCCAACUGCAGCACGGCGAGGUGAUCGACGUGGCGGAGGGCGGCCUGAUCAUUGAUUUCCGCUGUGCGGGACAUCGCGCGCACUUUGUCGCCUACGGGAGCAUUUUCGACAGCCGUUACCAGGAGACCUGGCCGACGUACGUGCAGGUGCUGCUGCGCCGAGCAUCCGACGGCGCCUGGAUCUGGUAUCACGGGGAGGUGCUCCCCCUGGGGCCCUACCUCUCCAACCGUUCCGAGUACGUGGAAGUGUUGCUGCCUCAUGACACCGUCCGCGAACUGGUCCCCGUCGACCAGGUGCGCCCGCAGCCAUCGGAUGAGGACUUGCAGGGGUGCGUCGUGACGGAGAAGGAUUUUGUCAUUCGCAGUUGUCCGUUGCCUGGGACCUACUGGGCCGACGAGUCGCGUGUGCUGAAGGAGCUCUUUAAGGCGGAAUUGGGCCAGCGCUGCAAGGUGCGGUGCACGUCCGUGCUCAGCCAGACCAUGCUGUAUCUCCAGUGUCAGAACGCCGCCCCUCUGACAAUUCAGCAAGUGGAAGAAGCGUACGCCUGGGCGAAGAAAGAGGCGGAGACCGACUCCCCGUGCCCGACAUCCGAACACAUCUUCCGUCAAAUGGCUACCCGAAGCGCCAGCAAAAAGCGCAAAUCCGGACAGCCUCAAAAGAAAUUCCCGUUGCCGUCUGAACUGUUGGUAGACAUCUUCCAGUCACUGGACUCCAUCGGACGCGUCCGCUGCCGGCGUGUCUGUCAACUGUGGAACACCCUUCUCACCACCGACGCCUACUUCCCCGACGUGCGCGUCUCCGGCUGGCAGUCGGACGCUCCCGACCUCCCGUUCAUCCCCGACAUGUACUGGAUGGUGGUCUGCCUGCUGAAAUGCCUGCACCGCACCACCAAGACCCUGGUCAUCACCGGCCUGGAUAUCGUCCAAUGUCGGAGCUUGGCGGCGGUGGCUCGCCAUAUUCUCAGUGGUUAUCGCGUGCGGACGCUGGUGUUGAACGAGUGCCGCUUCAGCUAUCUGGAUAUGGAAGAAGAGGAGGAGGACUACUUCCCGGAUAUGGUCAAUUGUUUGGUCGGCUUGGCCGAGGAUUUCGCGGCGGACAGUCGCAUGGUGUGGAAGCGGUGCCGUCUGGCGCACGAUCAGCUGGAGGCGGUGGUGGUGCAGCAGGGUUUCCACGUCCGGUCGCGGGAGGAGAUGGCGUUGCAGGUAUGGGAGGUGUUCGAGAAGAGUUUGGUGCUGGAGCGACCGUUGGACCGGCCGGCGGUUAAGGACUGGAUCGCUGCGUGCGUUGAGCAACACGAUGACUCUCAGAUUGAUGAUAUUAUUAGGGCGGUUGGUAUGUAUCAGAGCGCGGAUCCGCGGCCGGCCACGCUGCACCGCGGUCGCGGCUGGACGGCGGCGGAUAUCGGGCAGCUGGACGUCAGCGAGAUGAACGUCCUGACGGCGGCCAGCUUCAGCGAAGCCAUCGAUCUGUCUCUGCCCGCUACCGACAACAUUGCCAAGCGCGGUACUCCCGUUGACCCACCUACCAGCUGGCCCUAUCCCCUGGAUGAUCCGGAUUUUGACUUUUGAGGACAUUUUGCGUGGCAGUCACCAUAUCGUUCCGACGCGUUAUCCAUAAUAAUAAUUACUAUAGUCUCUUGCGUUCGGUGCAUUGAUCGGGCUGUUUGCUGGCUCCUGGUUAGCGACGCAUAAAGAUUUCCCAGUUUUUUUGGUAUACGACAGGGGACCGUCUGAUCCAUAGAGUUGUAGCGCUUUUUUUAAAUUUGUGCAUUGGGCAUCUUUAAUCUUACAGUAGUGGUCUAUUUCUUGCACUUGACGUUGUAAAAAAAGCCGGUUGAUACACCGAACCGGUACGGUAUAGUGUGCUAGUUGCAAUCUGAAUAAAAAUGU
Messenger RNA from Paramacrobiotus metropolitanus, 2153 nucleotides. RefSeq lists its product as uncharacterized. Gene Ontology annotation, molecular function: protein binding. Lineage: Eukaryota; Metazoa; Tardigrada; Eutardigrada; Parachela; Macrobiotidae. The coding region runs from base 198 to 1832 and encodes 544 amino acids. The record is from RefSeq and is a predicted model, not a curated record. The transcript is spliced from 4 exons.